AUGUUAAUAAUAUAUUUAUAUAUAUUUAAACAGCAAUUAUGUUUAUAUAUCUUUAUUAAGUAUCUUUAUCGUACCAAACAUGCAUCUGAUUUUAUUACACAAUCAGAAUUUUCUAAUUGGCUUCUUAAAGUCGGUAAUAGAACUGUACCUAUUUUAAAUGAUAUAGACAAUAUAAUUGACCUUCCUCCUGAUAUCGUUUUACCUUCUACAUCUUUACAAGAUUUUAUAUCAAUAGUUUAUCCAAAUUUACUGUUUCUUUUCGAAACACCAGAAUUAUUGCUCGAACACGCAAUCUUGGUUCCGCGUAACAAACAUGUUAAUGAAAUUAAUGAUAUUAUUAUAGAAUCUCUUCCCACUACGAUUAUUCACUCCUUUAGUGCUGAUACUUUAGAUCCUGCAUCAACAUCUUUCACCCAAUUAAAUCUUUUUCCAGUUGAAUUAUUAAAUUCUUUUACCCCUUCUGGUUUCCCUCCUCAUGACCUUAAACUCAAAGUAGGUUCACCGAUCUUACUAUUAUGUAAUAUUAAUCAAGAACAAGGUCUGUGCAAUGGUACAUGCCUUAUUUGUAAAGCUAUUCAUAAACGUGUUUUAGAAGCAGAAUUUCUUCAAGGUCUCCGCGUACACACCCGAAUUUUGCUCCCCCGUAUCUCAUUUUCACCCAAGCCUGGAGAUCUACCAUUCAAAUUUAUUCGAUGCCAAUUUCCUGUCAUGCCUGCCUUCGCAAUGUCCAUAAAUAAAAGUCAAGAGCAAACUUUAAAAUAUGUUGGCAUCGAUCUUCGUGAACCUGUGUUUUCCCACGGUCAACUAUAUAUUGCACUAUCUAGAGCAAUAGAUCGAAAAAAUAUAUCAAUCUUACUUCCUUCAAACAAAACUGACAAUAUAAAUAAUCAAACUACAAACAUAGUAUAUCCUGAAGUAUUUGAUUAUUAA
This is a messenger RNA of Cetraspora pellucida, 930 nucleotides long. The record is from the annotation of a GenBank genome assembly. Lineage: Eukaryota; Fungi; Glomeromycota; Glomeromycetes; Diversisporales; Gigasporaceae.